Physcomitrium patens is the source of this 794-nucleotide messenger RNA. RefSeq names its product large ribosomal subunit protein eL30. Gene Ontology annotation, cellular component: cytosolic large ribosomal subunit. The record is from RefSeq and is a predicted model, not a curated record. NCBI's taxonomy places the organism in Eukaryota, Viridiplantae, Streptophyta, Bryopsida, Funariales, Funariaceae. Gene Ontology annotation, molecular function: structural constituent of ribosome; RNA binding.
AACUCGGUCAUCCUCUCUUUGUUGCAGUGCCAGAUCAAGCCCAGGCCCCUGCUGUAGCACCCGUCGGUAAGCCUGUGAGAGAGCUGUGUUCCUGCAAGCUCCGGCACCAUGGUGGCCGUCAAGAAGACCAAAAAGGCCCAAGAGUCCAUCAACAACAGGCUUGCCCUGGUCAUGAAGUCCGGCAAGUACACGCUGGGCUACACCACCACACUCAAGUCGCUCCGGGGCGGCAAGGGCAAGCUCGUCAUUAUAGCCAACAACUGCCCACCUCUUCGAAAGUCCGAAAUCGAAUACUACGCCAUGCUCUCCAAGACCGGUGUGCACCACUACAGCGGCAACAACGUGGACCUGGGAACCGCCUGCGGGAAGUACUUCCGCGUGUGCACUUUGAGUAUCACGGACCCUGGUGAUUCUGACAUCAUCCGCUCCAUGCCUACUUCUACUGAAUAGAAGAACAUGGGCAGGGGAGAUGGGAGAUGCGGCGGACGUCGGUAGCUGGUGCUUAUCUCGGUAUGCAGAUUUCCUUGGUGUGAACGGAAAGUUUUGGGUCGUGGGGUGAGAUGGGGAAUUUAAAGCUCGUCUUUGAUGCCGUCACUUGGUUAGGUCGUUAGAAUUUGGGAUGUUGUGAGUGAUAGAGCUACUAAAGGGUUCAGGGUUCAAGCCGGUGCUGUUUUGUACCUUGACUCAGUGAAUGUAAUGGUUAGUGACGUUCUUUACUACUAUCGAAUACAUGAGUAAGACUGCUUUCGACUCGCAACACAGAGUCUGUCUUGCAUGAUGCAGAGUUCUUUUCA